Messenger RNA from Mesorhabditis spiculigera, 1059 nucleotides. The record is from the annotation of a GenBank genome assembly. NCBI's taxonomy places the organism in Eukaryota, Metazoa, Nematoda, Chromadorea, Rhabditida, Rhabditidae.
AUGCGAAUCGCAACGGAAGAAGGCGAUCGAGCAGUGAUCACUUUGGAAUUCAUAAUAUCCACCGCCCUGCAACAGAAAAUCCAACAAAAACGGCCAGCGAGUCCAAUCCUUUCGGAAACAGCUUCCAAGAAAUCCCCCGUUUUCACCGUGGACCUCUUCAAAAAUGAGCCCCCAACGUCGGUGAUCGUCAACCCAGAGCCGCCACACUCUGAUGCCGCCGAGGAGGAGCAUUUUUCCGAUUCGGAGAGCUCGGAUCAGGGCACGAAUGAAGACUCCGGCUCGACUGAAUGUAUUUCGCCUGGUCCCGGGAAUCCUGGAGACGUUUUUUGCUCGGUUCCUGGCCGCCUGUCACUAUUGUCUUCUACCUCAAAGUACAAGGUUACCGUGGCUGAGUUGCAACGACGACUAUCACCUCCGGAGUCUCUCAAUGCCUCGAUCCUCGGCGGCAUUUUGCGGAGAGCGAAAUCCAAGAAUGGCGGCAAAUCCCUGCGAGACUCCCUUGAGAAGAUCGGCCUCUCACUACCGGCCGGACGAAGAAAGGCCGGAAGCGUCACCCUCCUGACCUCGCUUGUUGAAGGAGAAGCUCUCCACUUGGCGCGCGACUUUACGUACGUCUGUAACGCUGAAUUCCCCGCCGCCGCCCUGGCCGAUCACAGCACGAGAAGAAGUGAUGAGGAGCGAGAGACCCGGAUAGAGCAGCUACGACAUGCCAAAACCAUCCUCCGUGAGUUCACCGAACUGCUCCAGUCCGACCGGUCGCCGAUGCAGAACAACCAGCCGGACUCGCUACUUGAUAAUGGUACCCAGGAAGCCCUCACCGGCUUCUCCCUAUCAACACACGGUUUCGGAACACCUGCUGUCUUGGCAGCGAUGAACUGCUUGCAAAAAUAUCUCGCCGAGUGCAUCGACCGAGUCAGCGAGCCCGAACCUGCGCAAUCAACCCCCGUCGGCCCGGCUGUUUCCGGCCUGGACCUCUCCAUCUUCCAGUCCAACCCGACGUUGGCCUCGAUCCUCCAGGCCGAGCUGCUGAAGCUGAACAACCUCCAGAAUACAAAAUUC